Messenger RNA from Cyphellophora europaea CBS 101466, 1227 nucleotides. RefSeq lists its product as uncharacterized. The transcript has a single exon. The coding region runs from base 1 to 1227 and encodes 408 amino acids. Gene Ontology annotation, cellular component: Golgi membrane; endoplasmic reticulum membrane. The record is from RefSeq and is a predicted model, not a curated record. Gene Ontology annotation, biological process: transmembrane transport. NCBI's taxonomy places the organism in Eukaryota, Fungi, Ascomycota, Eurotiomycetes, Chaetothyriales, Cyphellophoraceae. Gene Ontology annotation, molecular function: UDP-N-acetylglucosamine transmembrane transporter activity.
AUGGCAACAAGAAGAAAGGUGGCCAAUGGCACCUUCGACGCCAACGGUACCAUCAACCACCCCUCAAGAGAUGCCGCAUUAGAUACACCAGUGGAAGAUCAGAGCAGCUCAGCGAUUGUCGACAUCCUCCAGAUCUACCUGCCCACAUUCACCCUCAUCUUCGGCGGAUGCUGCUCCAAUGUGUACGCCCUCGAAGCCCUGGUCAAGCUGUCCCCCGGGUGCGGCUCCCUCAUCACCUUCCUUCAAUUCGCUCUGACCUCUCUCCUGACUCUGCCAUCCAACGUAUCUCUUCGCGAUCCUUCUUCCUGGCGCCGCGCCUUCCUUCGAAAGCGACACAUCCCACUGCGCGCAUGGGUGAUAUACACGGCCCUCUUCCUCACAAUCAACAUUCUCAACAAUAAAGCCUUCUCUUACCGUAUCUCCGUGCCUCUACACAUUAUCCUCCGUUCCGCCGGACCCGUGACGACGAUGCUCGUGUUUUACAUCUGGUCCGGUCGCCGUUACCCGCCUGUCAAGAUCUUUGCUGUACUGCUCCUCUUCGUGGGCGUUGUGGUCGCUGCCGUGUCCGAUGCCUACUCGAAAACGCCCGAGAAAUUCAAUGUCGAAAUCACCAGCGCGGAAAUAGAGUCGUCCAUGUCGAAGCUCCCACUACCAGUCCCUUCGUCAGAGGUCCUGCGGGAGCAAGCACCAGGCUUCGUCCUCUUAGCCGCCGCUCUCCUCCUGGCAGCAAUUUUGGGCGUGUACAGCGACGGACUAUACGCAAGGUACGGUCGCGGCGCAGGCGUUACGUCCGAGUCACUCUUCUACAGCCACACGCUGUCACUGCCGUACUUCGCUUUCCAGACAUCAGCCCUGAGCACCGCCUUCGUCAACUUAACAGCAACCUCCGCACCGCUAUCCACGUCCCUCGCGACAGGACCGAUCAGCAAGCUGCCCUCCGUCUUGAGCUCUAUCCCUACAGCGAUUCCACUGUUGCUCCUCAAUGCCCUUACCCAAUACAUCUGCAUCAACGGUGUCAACAGACUGAGUGCGAAAUCCAGUAGUUUGACGGUCAGCAUCGUGCUCAACAUACGGAAGCUAGCUAGCCUCCUACUAUCGAUAUGGCUGUUCGGUAACAAGUUGCCUGAAGGCGUCGUGGUUGGGGCAGCUUUAGUCUUUCUAGGUGGUGGCCUGUAUGCCGUUCCUUCCGGGCAGAAGACAAUCUCGGCCGAGAAGAAAAAGGAGUGA